AUGGUUGAACUUCGCAAGCGCAAAGCUCCUGCGCCGCCUCCCGUAGUGGAGAAGAAGAGCAAACCAGCCCCCAAACCCAAGGUGACCGACACCCCUAAGGAGACCUCAACAGACGCCCCGAAGCCGACUGUCCCUGAGGCGGGCGAUACUAUCGAUCUCGACGACUUUGGCGGCGAAAUUGAGACCAACGAUGGCACUAAGACCACUCUCAAGAAGCUGGUCGAGGAGAGCAAGUCCGGCGUCGUCCUGUUUACCUAUCCCAAGGCCUCUACCCCUGGCUGUACGUCUCCCUUUUCCCCCCAUGACUCUUCCCAUACCUCCUGUGCACUCUUCAGCUUCAUCUUUCGCGACCGCGCCAUCUCAUCACGGUUUUGUAUAGGCACUAAACAAGUCUGCUUGUUCCGCGACAACUACACGCAUUUGACCUCGACGGGACUGUCCAUCUACGGUCUCUCAGCCGAUUCCCCCAAGGCCAAUACCACCUUUAAGACCAAGCAGAAUCUGUCUUAUUCCCUUCUCUGCAACCCCAGUGCUACCCUCAUCGGGGCCAUUGGCUUCAAGAAGGCUCCCAAGGGAACCACCCGCGGCGUGUUCGCCGUGGACAAGAAGGGCAAGGUGUUGCUUCGCGAGGCUGGCGGUCCAGAUGCCACUGUGGACGCUGUUCAGAAGCUCGUGGCUCAAGGCUCCAAGAGCGAAGCAAAGGAGGAAGAUGGCAAGGACGCUGAGGCCAAGUAG
Messenger RNA from Penicillium cataractarum, 735 nucleotides. RefSeq names its product thioredoxin peroxidase DOT5. Gene Ontology annotation, cellular component: cytoplasm. The transcript has a single exon. The record is from RefSeq and is a predicted model, not a curated record. Lineage: Eukaryota; Fungi; Ascomycota; Eurotiomycetes; Eurotiales; Aspergillaceae. Bases 1 to 735 code for a protein of 244 amino acids. Gene Ontology annotation, molecular function: thioredoxin peroxidase activity. Gene Ontology annotation, biological process: cell redox homeostasis; cellular response to oxidative stress.